Messenger RNA from Conger conger (European conger), 3598 nucleotides. It is a transcript of the gene plcd1b, whose product is annotated as phospholipase C, delta 1b. The record is from RefSeq and is a predicted model, not a curated record. The coding region runs from base 239 to 2524 and encodes 761 amino acids. Gene Ontology annotation, biological process: lipid metabolic process; phosphatidylinositol-mediated signaling. NCBI's taxonomy places the organism in Eukaryota, Metazoa, Chordata, Actinopteri, Anguilliformes, Congridae. Gene Ontology annotation, molecular function: phosphatidylinositol-4,5-bisphosphate phospholipase C activity; calcium ion binding. The transcript is spliced from 15 exons.
AGAGGUCUCAGCUUCGAACAUAUCAGAGUGCUCGGAGACACCUCGCCUUAAGUUUUGCUACUUUACGCCGUCCUCUUCUAUGUCGCAUUCGCCCGGGUUCGGUGGCUAAAAAUUUUAGGUUUUUUAGAAAACCACUCGGUAUCUGCUUGGUUUGCUCCUGUGAGCGUGGAUAGAUAUCGCUUUUUUGGAGAUUGAACAUCUAAGUGGAGGUUGGAAAUCUGAUUCUACAGGCAGAAAGAUGGAAUCAAAUGGCAUAGCUGGAAAACACGGUAUGGAGGGAGACGUAGACCUGCAGUUCCUGUUGACUGGAGGGGACCUACUGAAGGUUCGCUCCAGCUCCUGGAAGAAAACCCGCUUCUAUAAGCUCCAGGAGGACUGCAAGACCAUGUGGCACGAGUCCCACAAGACCCUCCGAUCCAAGCAGACCUGUGAGUGCAGAAAUCGACAACCACCAACAUUCUCCCUGGACGACAUCGAGGCGGUGCGGGCCGGGCGGCAGUCAGAGGGGCUGAAGAAGCACACGGAGGACCAGGUGGAUGGCCGCUGCUUCUCCAUCAUCUUCAAGGGCCGGCGGAAGAACCUGGACCUGAUCGCCAGCUCAGAGGAGGAGGCCAAACAAUGGGUGAGCGCUCUGGAGAAGGUCAUCAGCAACAUGCGCAACCUCAGCCGCCAGCAGAAGACUGAGCAUUGGAUCUACAACUGCAUGCGCAAAGCAGACAAGAACAGCGACAGCAAGAUGAGCCAGAAGGAGCUGAAGCACUUCCUGCAGAGGGUCAACAUCGAGGUGGACGAUGACUACGCCGAGAUGCUGUUCCAGAAAUGUGACCAUUCCAAUUCGGGCUACCUGGAGGGACCAGAAAUCGAGCAUUUCUACAAACUACUGACCGAGCGGGAGGAGAUUGAUGUCAUCUACGGGCAGUACGCCACCACAAACGGGCAAAUGAGCAGCACGGACCUGCUCAACUUCCUGCUGAAAGAGCAGCGGGAGUCCGCCUCCGUAGACGACGCCCUGAAGCUCAUCCAGAAGUACGAGGUGGACGACGCAGCCAAGGAGAAGCAGCACAUGACCCAAGAUGGCUUCCUGAUGUACCUGCACCAUGAAGAAGGCUUGCUCUUGAAGCCCUCCCACAAGGGCAUGUACCAGGACAUGACUCAGCCCCUCAACCAUUACUUCAUCUCCUCCUCCCACAACACCUACCUGAUGGAGGACCAGCUGAAGGGGCCCAGCAGCACUGAGGCCUACAUUCGGGCGCUGAUGAAGAGCUGCCGCUGUGUUGAGCUGGACUGCUGGGAUGGGUCAGAUGGUGAGCCGGUCAUCUAUCACGGCUACACGCUGACCUCCCAGAUCCUCUUCAAAGAUGUCAUCAAAACCGUGAAGGAGUAUGCCUUCAAGACCUCAGAGUACCCUCUGAUCAUCUCCCUGGAGAACCACUGCAGUGUGGAACAGCAGAAACUCAUGGCUGAACACAUGACCUCCAUCCUGGGUAGUGCUCUUCUCACGGGACCCCUGGGGGAUGAGAUGCCCACAAACUUCCCCUCUCCUGAGGACCUGAAAGGCCGGUUUGUGAUCAAGGGAAAGCGUCUGAACAAACUGGACGCCUUUUAUAGCGCUGAGGACGUGAUGGAGGACGACAGCGUGUCUGAGGAUGAUGAAGCUGCCGAAGAUGAGGAGGACGAGGAGAAGAAACCCAAGGAGAAGUCCAAGCUGAAACUGGCGAAGGAGCUUUCGGAGAUCGUCAUCUACUGCAAGAGCGUCCACUUCAAUGGCUUCGAGGACGCCAGAGACAACCUGGCCUUCUACGAGAUGUCCUCUUUCAAAGAAGGAAAAGCCCUUCAGCUGGCUGAAGAGUCAGCAAACGCAUACAUUCAGCACAAUGCGAACAAGCUCAGCCGAAUCUACCCUAAAGGGUCUCGAACAGACUCCUCUAACUAUAACCCUGUGCCCCUGUGGAACACCGGUUGCCAGAUAGUGGCCUUGAACUUUCAGACACCCUCUAAGGAGCUGGACCUGAACCAGGGCCGGUACUAUCCCAACAACUUCUGCGGGUACAUCCUGAAGCCGGCGUACAUGCGAGACCCUGCAUCCGAGUUUGACCCCAUCACGCUCACCAAGGGCGAGUGGCUUCAGCACAAGAUUCUACACCUCAUGAUCAUUUCAGGCCAACAGCUCCCCAAAGUGCACAAGACGAAGAAGUCCAUUGUGGAUCCCCUGGUGAGGGUGGAGAUCUACGGCGUACAAGCAGACGUCUCAGAGAAAGAGACGGCCAAAAUCACCAACAACGGGUUUAACCCCAUGUGGAACCAGCAGUUUCAGUUCGAGGUUUACGUGCCAGACCUGGCCAUGGUGCGCUUUGUGGUGGAGGACUAUGACUCCACGUCUCAGAACGACCUCAUCGGACAGUACGCCCUGCCCUUCAACAGUUUACAGAACGGAUACCGGCAUGUUCCACUGCUCACGAAGAAUGGUGAUGUCAUCCCUUCGGCGAGCCUGUUUGUGCACGUGAUGGUGCUUGAUGCCCAAUAAGCCUGUUCUCUACUGCCUAUCUCAGAGCCAAAAUCCGUGUGCUUUCUUACUUCCAAAGAAAUUCCACACAUCUUGUUUCUACACAUUCAACUGUAAUUUUUAACAUAUUUUCUUAUUCUCAGAUUCAACAGCUGAGAAGUGGUUUUGGUUACUUAGUUUGCCGUUUUUAGAAUUAGAUCAUUUUAAUGUGCUUUUAAUGAAAUGUUUCAUGGGACUGGAAAGAAUAAUAAAAAGCUGGACAAAACUGAACCAUCUGAAGUGUUCAUAGACGCAGAGAUAUUAGCAGGAUUCAGAAAGAUUUUGCAGACAUGGGGAUAAUAGCAGGAUCAAGGUUGUUUUCGGCAUGAGGGUAUCAGCAUGAUUCAGAAGCUUGAAGUUAAAGAAACGCUGCACAAGUGAAUCUUACCCUGUGUCUGGCACUAACAAUCAUAUCAGUUCACAGUCCAGGAGAAAUAUUUUAUUUAGAUCAGACAGGGUCACUGACGAUUGCUAUUGCAAUUAUAAUUAAGCAGCUCACUGAAACUGAAUAUACUCUUACAAUUCAAGUGUUUGUUAGUUACAAUUAAUUGUGAUUAUGCAGCAGAAAUCACAGUUAUGAUUACAAUCAUAGCACACUAUAAAGGAACAAAUACUCUGGGAUAUAGAACCUUUUCCUCAUAUAACUAUUUUGUGAUAUGUUUAUAGCUAUCAUCCGUGUCCAAAGUUAACAAUACAUUUGAUAUAUGUUUGUAAACAUUGUGUGUGAGUUGGAAUAAGCCUAUACUUUAAUGUGAGUCAUUUUGUUUAUUCAAAUCAAUGUUUUAGGAAAUGCGUUUCUCAAUCAAUAGUCUACUCAGUGCUUUUCAUAUUCAUCACUAAACUCAGUUUUAUAAUCAGACUCAGACGAUUCCAUGACCUUUCUUGGAAGCCCAACAUGGAAGAAAAUGGCCUGGCACUUAAAGCAUCUGUGUAUACUUUAGGCUGCAAAGACACGGUGGACUUAUGGUAAUCAAGCAUUCUUUAUCAGGUUCAUACAAUAUUGUUAGUCAGGGUCAGUUAAUGCAGAUUUUUGCCAAUAAAAAACUUGUAUUGGUA